CCACAUUUUUUGGGAGGUGACUUUAUUAUCCACGUGUACAGUAGGUGGCGGAAUGCACAUAUAAUUGUUGCAAACCCCAUUAUACCAAAGAAGAAGAAACAAGUGAAGUGACCAACAACCAUUUCCACGUUAUCGGUUUUUAUUUAGACAUUUAUUCACACCAUGGAACUCAAAAUAUGACAAAUUGAACAGCACAGUAUCACAUAUGUACCCCAGGUAGUCUUUCAUUCGCGUUAUAGUCAGGACAUUAUCUAGUUAACGCUAGCUGCUAACGUUAGCAAACAAUGGCUAACUGUAUGGUUUUUCACACUCAAAUAGCCUCCAUUAUGGAGGUUCUAGCGAAUGCAGCCGUGGCAGAGAUCUGUAAACUCGUAGACGAUGACUAUGCAGUGUUUCGUUUGGAAAUAACUCGAAGCCAGAAAGAAAACAUGGCAUUGCGGAGGAAACUUCUGGAAUCGAAGGUGGCACGGGAGCGCGCAGAGAAGACAACGCGAGAACGCGUUCUCGCCAGUCGUCCCUGUAGUGCUAAGACCCUCGUCCGAUGCAGAGGAAUGGCAAGAGGUGAAGGGCAUCUCACUGGAGGUUACAGGAGCUUUGUGAAGCCAGCGGGACACAAUACAUGGAGAGAUGACCAACCAAUCACUGUUGAUGAGUGGAGUGGAACCUCAACCCAGCAAGUUAUUGUGAUAGAGUCUGCAGAUGCAGAGGCUGCAGGUCCUGGGGUCAAGCUGGAGAGGUCUGAAGGAGAGGAGGACCCAAAACACAGCAGAGACAUCCAGACUGGAUUGGCUGGAGUGCCCCCUGUAGCUACGGAGGACCCCACCAUCACCCCAGCGCAGCCUAGGACCCAAUGCAGCAUAGCGGAGGUCAAUGGAAUGCCAAACGCCAUCCUCAAGUCAGAGACAGACACAAACACUUUAACAGUGCUGGAGCGACUGGGCUGUCCUCCUGCUCCCCGUUCAAAGUAUUUACUUCACGGUAACCUGAGCCCGAGGACGGUUCUGUCCCAUCAGGACUCGGGUGACGCAUUACAGACUGGCAAUGAUCCAUCCUGUUCAUAUGUUACAGAGACAGAGAUGAUACCUGGUGACAUGCCUGUGGGCUUAGAUACACAGACUAAUCCAAUGAGAGGGGACUGGAACCGGUACAGUAGUAGUGUAUACUCUGAAGGGCGUCUCGAUAAGAAAGGAGAGGGUCUGGUCAUAGAUGAGAUGACUGUGAAAGUGGAGGGCGAUGCUCCUCUGACAUGGAAUGCAGACAAGACUCACUUCGGAGGCCAGCCGCAGGUUAACACUAGUGACUUCUUAGACUACAGGGAAAGCUUACAGGCAAAUCCAAAUGUUGCAACCCACUACCCUUUACACUCGCUCAGGGAUCGCGGCCCUGUGUCCACGUUGAUGGCACCUUCCGAUUCACACAGACACGUCCUUUUCGAUCAGGUAUUGAACUCAAACGACAUGGCUAGAGCCAAGGCUCAGGGAGGGGGAGCAACAUCAGGCGGUAGUAAAGAGAAAAGGUUCCUCUGCAUGUUUUGUAACAAAGGCUUCAGCUACCCCCAGAAGGUGGCGAUCCACCAGAGGAUCCACACAGGGGAAAAACCCUUCAGCUGUAACCAGUGUCACAUGCGCUUUGCUCAGGCCGGCACCCUGAAGAGACACCAGAGGGUCCACACAGGGGAGAAACCUUAUAGCUGUACCCAGUGUCAAAUGCGCUUCGCCCAGGCUUGCAACCUGAAGAUGCACCUGAAGGUCCAUAUGGGAGAAAGUUCUUCUGACGUUUAGAUCAAACCCUGCAUUAAAGACAAAGGUGCAUUGUCAUUGUUGUCUGCAGAAAAGAUCCACAGAUGCAUUUGGAAUAACGAGUAACAGAUUUCAGUGUCGAAUAUUCCUGGGUAGAAUAUUGCAUCCAGAAUUGUUCAUAUUUAAGUCUAAAAUGUCUGUUACAUAUUGUGUUUGUACUGUGUAGGAUAUAUGAUGUUCACAAAUGCCUAUUUCAUUACUUCCACAUUUUUGAAUGAGAAAAAUAAUGCAGUUUAUCAAGUUCAUCCAGAUUUUUAGUUGAGGUGUGUGGUUUUCCUAUGGUGUAUUUAACACUUGUUUUUGUUUAAUAAACACAAAAUGGGACUUUUCA
Molecule: messenger RNA, 2130 nt
Organism: Oncorhynchus kisutch (coho salmon)
Lineage: Eukaryota; Metazoa; Chordata; Actinopteri; Salmoniformes; Salmonidae
Product: zinc finger protein 34-like
Exons: 3
Coding region: 285-1781 (498 amino acids)
Biological process (GO): regulation of gene expression
Cellular component (GO): nucleus
Source: RefSeq, a predicted model, not a curated record